AGGUGUUUCCCCCCCCCCCCUAAACUUUUAAGAGAGUGCAGAUUUCAAUGGCUCGAUCGGCGAUGACAAUGGGACCUGGGAUGGAGUUGCCUAUUAUGCAUGAUAGUGAUCGUUAUGAACUGGUUAAAGAUAUUGGUUCUGGGAAUUUUGGGGUGGCUAGGUUGAUGAGAGAUAAGCAGACUGAUGAGCUUGUUGCUGUUAAGUAUAUUGAGAGAGGAGACAAGAUAGAUGAAAACGUGCAAAGGGAAAUCAUCAACCACAGGUCGCUAAGGCAUCCAAAUAUCGUCCGGUUCAAAGAGAUCGUAUUAACACCAACACAUCUGGCUAUCGUGAUGGAAUAUGCUGCCGGGGGAGAGCUUUUCGAAAGGAUAUGUAAUGCAGGCCGGUUCAGCGAGGAUGAGGCUAGAUUUUUCUUUCAACAGCUUAUAUCAGGAGUGAGUUACUGCCAUUCAAUGCAAGUAUGCCACCGAGACUUGAAAUUGGAGAACACAUUGCUGGAUGGUAGUCCGACUCCUCGUUUGAAGAUUUGUGAUUUCGGGUAUUCCAAGUCCUCCGUGCUGCAUUCGCAGCCAAAAUCAACUGUUGGAACUCCGGCUUAUAUAGCCCCUGAAGUGUUGCUCAAGAAAGAAUAUGAUGGAAAGAAUGCGGAUGUCUGGUCUUGUGGGGUAACCAUAUAUGUUAUGUUGGUAGGAGCAUAUCCGUUUGAAGAUCCCGAUGAUCCUAAGAACUUCCACAAAACAAUAAAUCGAAUUAUACAUGUCCAGUACUCAAUCCCAGACUAUGUCCAUAUAUCCCCCGAGUGCCAUCAUCUGCUCUCAAGGAUUUUUGUGGCUGACCCGGAAAAGAGGAUAUCCAUCCUUGAAAUUAAGAAUCAUGAGUGGUUUCUAAAGAACUUACCAGCAGAUCUCUUGGAUGAGAGCUCGAUGAAUGACCAGUUCGAAGAACAUGAUCAACCUACGCAAAGCGUUGAUGAGAUCAUGCAGAUCAUUUCCGAAGCCACUAUCCCUGCAACAAAUAGGAGGAAUUAUCUCGAUCAUUAUUUGGCUGGUAGCCAGGACCUUGACGACGAUAUGGACGACCUCGACAAUGAUUCCGAACUAGACAUUGAUAGUAGUGGUGAGAUAAUAUAUGCAAUGUGAUUCCGGUGACGCCGUUGGGGUAAUCGAGGGUGGUCAACCAAUGUUAAUGGAAGUGGAGGCUACCGUUUUCUUGGGAGAAUAUCCAGCAAUUGGCUUUCAAAACUGAAGUGUUGUA
Messenger RNA from Hibiscus syriacus, 1254 nucleotides. RefSeq names its product serine/threonine-protein kinase SRK2E-like. Gene Ontology annotation, biological process: protein phosphorylation; intracellular signal transduction. The transcript has 9 exons. Bases 48 to 1139 code for a protein of 363 amino acids. Gene Ontology annotation, cellular component: nucleus. NCBI's taxonomy places the organism in Eukaryota, Viridiplantae, Streptophyta, Magnoliopsida, Malvales, Malvaceae. The record is from RefSeq and is a predicted model, not a curated record. Gene Ontology annotation, molecular function: ATP binding; protein serine/threonine kinase activity.